Microthlaspi erraticum is the source of this 2115-nucleotide messenger RNA. The record is from the annotation of a GenBank genome assembly. Lineage: Eukaryota; Viridiplantae; Streptophyta; Magnoliopsida; Brassicales; Brassicaceae.
AUGAUGACUUCUUAUAAGCUGAAUUUGAUUUUGGUCAUAAUCGUAAUCGGAGGAUCCAUUUACAGAGUCUCUUCUCUUCCGUCUAAUUCCACCGAACUUUGUACCGGAACAUGCGGUCGAUUGAUUCUGCCUUAUCCUUUCGGGUUCUCAAACGGUUGUCCGAUCAAAUUCCAUUGCUCUGAGACAGACGGAGGAGGAGCGGCGACGACGAUGAUGAUCGGAAGCUUUCCCGUCCACAACGUGACCGAGAGCCACAUACUCGUCGGCGUCCCACACGAUUGUAACCGGAGGAUUGAAGCUGUGAAUCAGCUUUUCAGCGAGCACUAUGCACCGACGUCGGAGAACAGUUUCCUAAUGGAGAAAUGCACUCGUCCAACCGACGGCUGCUCGAUCAAGCAGAAGUUCUUGGAGACUCAGCUGAAUCUUCAAAGCUGUGAUUCUAAAGGAAACGUGAGCUGUUUCUCCACGGAUUCGAAUCCGAGCUCUAAGAACUCGGGCAAGUAUUUCAGGAUGGAUGAUUUGAGGAACAGCUCGUGCAAGAUCUUGUUCUCCUCGAUAACUUUCGAGCCUGUAGCGAGUGCGGGAAUAGCUGUAGAGUUUGAGCGUGUUAGGUUAGGUUGGUGGCUAAAGGGAAGUUGCAGAAACACAACUUGCGCCGCAAAAGCUGAGUGUAAAGAUGUUGACACUCCUGAUGGAAUUGCUGGUUACCGGUGCUCAUGUCCCGAAGGUUACCACGGAGACGGAUUCAUCAAUCCUUGCCGGAAAGCGUUACCGGACUGUCAUGGUUCUCGGCUCGUGAGGGGACAUUGUAGGACUAAUCUUGCUAUUAUUGUAGGAGGAACUGUUGGUGGAACGUUUUUGCUAGCUGGAUUGGCUCUUCUGUUGGUUUGUAAGAGGAAGCGGACUACUUCUUCUUUGAGAAGACAUUUAAGCGCAAAGCGUCUUUUAUCUGAAGCUGCAGGGAACUCAAGCGUGGCGUUCUUCCCUUACAAGGACGUGGAGAAAGCGACUAACGGUUUCUCCGAGAAGCAGAGGCUAGGAACAGGCGCGUAUGGUACGGUCUACGCAGGGAAGCUCCAGAACGACGAAUGGGUUGCUAUCAAAAGACUGAGACACAGAGACUCAGAGAGUUUAGACCAAGUUAUGAACGAAAUCAAGCUGCUUUCCUCCGUGAGUCACCCGAAUCUCGUCCGUCUCUUAGGUUGCUGUAUAGAGCAAGGCGAUCCGGUUCUCGUCUACGAGUUCAUGCCAAACGGAACUCUCUCGGAGCAUCUACAGAGAGAGAGAGGGAGCGGUCUUUCAUGGACCGUGCGUCUCACUGUUGCAACUCAAACAGCUAAAGCAAUCUCGUAUCUCCACUCUGCAAUGAACCCUCCGAUCUACCACCGCGACAUCAAGUCCAGCAACAUCCUUCUCGACUACGAGUUCAACUCCAAAGUUGCUGAUUUCGGACUCUCCAGGCUAGGGAUGACGGAGAUCUCUCACAUCUCAACGGCUCCUCAAGGCACUCCCGGUUAUCUCGACCCGCAGUAUCAUCAGUGCUUCCACCUUUCUGAUAAGAGCGACGUCUACAGCUUCGGAGUCGUUCUUGCUGAGAUCAUAACGGGAUUGAAAGUUGUUGACUUCACUCGGCCGCAUACUGAGAUCAACCUAGCAGCUCUCGCGGUUGACAAGAUCGCGUCUGGUUGUAUCGAUGAGAUUAUAGACCCGGUUCUUGACCUGAACGUUGACGCGUGGACUCUCUCGUCUAUACACACCGUCGCUGAGCUCGCCUUCCGAUGCUUAGCCUUCCACAGUGACAUGAGACCGACGAUGACUGAAGUAGCGGACGAGCUCGAGCAGGUGCGGCUCAGCAGUUGGAUUCCAAACAUGAGCUUGGAUUCGCCAGGCGGUUCUCUCCGGUCAUCUGAUAACGGAAGCGAGAGAGCAGUAUCAGUGAAAAAGUCAUCAUUAGCAGGAAGCAGAAAGCUCGUCGUUCCGCAGAAACAAGCUGAGAAUGUACUCGCUUCCGUUGAAGAGGUUAACGAUAGCUCACCGGUGUCAGUUCAAGAUCCUUGGUUAAGUGCACAGAGCUCACCUUCUUCAAAUACAUUGCUCGGUAACGUUCCCAGGUGA